GUCGAGCCAGUCUGAGGAGAAGAGAGUCAGUAACGAGAGCCCUGCUUGGAUUACUUGUGCUGCGCUAUUCCCAGUCCGUUUGUGUGUUUUUCUGGACAUGUAGUGUACCUCAACAAAAGUCAAAAUGCCUAAAAUUUACAAUACGUUGACCUCUAUGGAAAGAGGGCACCGGGAGUUGACGAGCAUUUUUAAAGGUGCAUCGGAUGAUACGCUGCUAUUUCCGCUAGAGCUACCGCAAAUCUUCGAAAGGCCGCCGUUUAAUCAACCCCCCGCAACACCAUCAGUGGAAUCAAAACCGACAUCAGAGGUUGCGAAGAAGGAUUCCCUAUCAGGAGAAGAAGAGCAAGUCAACCCUGACAAAACAUCCCCAAUCAAGGAAGAUGAAAAGAUUCCUCCGCCUAGGAAAUCACAAUUCCAGUCCGGCGAUAAACCGAAAAAAAAAUUGGUUGCCCAAGAGAUAUUACACAGGAGAUCAGAGGAGCAAGGGAAGAAAGACCACCCUCGCCCGUCCGUUAUCCAGAAGGCACCCGUUAUCCAGAGGGCACCCGUCGUGGACGCACACAGGCUAGCCCUGGAACUGCCAUAUGUCGGCCCAAUGCAAGAAUAUCCCAUCGACUGCCGCGUACCAAAGAAGCCGAAUAAUAAUGAAGGAAAACGGCCUCUAUCAGCAUUUAGCAAAAUGGGGCGGACACGCUCCAGCCCCAUGUGUGGAGGGGGCGGGGGUGGAACGCUGCACUUCGGCGGCUCAGGUGGCGGUCAGGGUCACAUUGACGCGAUUGGUGGCGGCGGAGGGGGUUGCGGUGGCGGCGUCAUGGGCAACGGAGGCGGCGGUGGAGACAUGGGCUGCGGAAAUGGACGGCUAAACAACUAUGGGACUUCCAGUCCACCCUCGGCCAGCCUACCACCCUUCUAUGAGUCGCUCAAGAGCAACAGCUAUACGAUGCCAAUCGAAAUCGCAGGCAUGAGCCAAGGCAACCCUCUCCACAAUUUUGAGGAGUAUCGCCCCAAGCAGUAUCAGCAAUUGCAAAAUUGCACCUACGAUUUAGAUCCAAACGACAGUAGCCAAGAAUUAGAAAUAAAGGCGUCACUAGAGAGAGAUCCGCUACCUUCAAUGAAUUUAAUGAACAUAAACAAUUUUCCACGCUACAUAGAAAACAUGAUAGAUGAUUAUCACUUCACAGCCCACAUGAACAUGACCCCCUUGACGGACAAAAACAUGAUACAAGAGAUGCAGGAGGUUGCUGAUUUGCUGCUACAACGCAUUCCAAACGCAGAUGAGCCGUUGUCCAAUGACUCAAUGUCAUCCAUAACUUCGCCCAUGGAACCAAACGUACAGCCUUACCCUGAGAACCAAGUGCUAAUGCAGAAGGAUCGUCUCAACAACAACGUCUUCAACAAACUCCUCAGCCAGAACUACAAUCCCCCUCCAAAGGGCAGCUUAACUGAAGUGAAUCAGCAGCUGGAAAUUCAGGUCCAGCUGCAUACCCAGCAGCAACUAUCCAACGAAGGAACCAACCUGUUAGACGUGGAUGGUUUCCACACCGUACUGACGCCCACGUCCCUCCCCUCGCCUGUCAAUAGUCCUGAGAACCUCAGAAGCUGUCUCAACACGCCUGGGCCCUCGAGCGUCAGCAGCAGUCGGCGAGAAUCAAGUGCCUCAAUUUCUUCUCUUUCUGCUGGAAUCCUGAAAGACGAUCCAGAAGGCCUGAUUGAAAGGACAAAUUUGCGUCUUAUGCUCUCUCAGCAGUUGGGGAUUCCAAUCAACACACCCCUAGAGUUCGUCAACGGCGGGCACGGAAUCAAGAAUCCUCUAGCCAACCACGACCGGAUGACUGGCAGCAGGGGAAGCGCCACCGCGGCGCCGGCUGAUGAAGAGAAAAGCCAAUCAGAGGAGGGCACUUGUCGCACUUUCUCCUGCAGAGUCUGCUCCAAGAGCUUUGGUCUGCAGCGACUGCUCAACCGGCAUAUGAAGUGUCACAGCGACGUCAAGAGAUACCUCUGCUCCUUCUGCUGCAAGGGCUUCAACGACACCUUUGACCUCAAGCGCCACACCCGCACCCACACAGGUGUACGGCCAUACAAGUGCAACCUGUGCGAGAAGUCAUUCACGCAAAGGUGCUCCCUAGAGUCGCACUGUUUGAAGGUUCACAACGAGCAGCACUCCUACGCCUAUAAGGAGAGGCGAUCAAAAAUGUACGUCUGCGAGGAGUGUGGACACACCACUGGCGAGCCUGAGGUGCACUACGUCCACCUCAAGGACCUACACCCAACCAGCCCGUCGCUGCUCAAGUUCUACGACAAACGUCACUUCAAGUUCACCAACAGCAACUUCGCCAGCAUGCUGGUAAUGCGAUCUUAACAUCUUAGAAAAUCAAGGUGUGAAAACAGAAGAAAUAUGAACUCAGUUAUUUGAGAUUUUGCGACCUGGGUUUUCGUCGCAUGGGAGCGUGGAGUUAGAUGAAACCAACUCUACUUGUAGAUAGUGCAUCUUGCAGGGGAGUUUAAAAGACAAAGAUAAAAUUAUAUGGAUUAUAUAUGUAAUAUUUUUUUCUGCUCUUUAGGGCUGCCAACCGCCACGUUCCGUUAAAUUUUUAAAAAGGAUAACAUGGGAAUUUUAUUUGGUAAAUCUUCAUUUUAAAAUUUAACAUUGACAUAAAAGAGUGGCGAGAGAAAUCUGUGGGUUUUAGCUUUGGCUAACACCCAGAGAGCUGACACAACACGAGCUGUUUCUGUUUCGGCAUCAAAUUUUGGAUCGAUGUUCAGCUUUAAGGAGCAGAAAACCUCAAGAAAAACUACCUUGCAAGUUGCUAGACUAUACACUAGGAUACAAUACGAUAAUUAGACUGUCAGGAUAUACAAACACAUCUGGUGGAUUACAUUUUAAAUGAGACUUGUGGUUCGAUCGUAUAGCAUAGUAAAACCGAAUGACAUUUCGGUUAAUUUACAAUUAAUUACACAUUUUACUUUAGACUUUUGUACUUCAUAUACUUAGGAUCGUAAUGCCUAUUUUAAUAAGUAAUCAUUAAAAGUAUCACAGUCAAUAAGAAAUAUCAUCACUGACGAAAAUUGGGGAGCAAAAAAUUUUAGGUCAGUAGAGCUAACAGAAGAUAUGAAAAAUACUGCAUAGGCUAAGGGUAGUAGACCAACAAGGAGAAUAGAUUAUGUUUGUAAGAGGGAGCUCUUGCCGAAGACAUUGCUAAUAAUGAUUUGGCGUUGAGAUUUUGCACAAUGAUGGUGGCGUUGUUGGAUCAUUCAACUCAAAGCAAUGACGUAGGACAACACUCGGCCAAUGGACUUAAAUCAGAGAGGGGAACCGAGACAGGCUUUUGGUCCCGUCCCUGUCCCAUUUUAGUUUUUCGGGUUCCUCCCUGUCCCGUCCCUGUCCCUGUUAGCUCUUAGUCUUGUCCCUGUUUAGUCCCCCCUCGACCCCUUACCAGAUUCGUAAUUUUUUACUUAACUUUAAAAUUAGCCAUUUUUUGUCAGUAAAUAACAAAUUGUAAGUAAAUUGUAAACCGUGCAAGAGUGCUCACUUUUAAAUAUGAGUCGGCGGAGACAUUGAAUUUUUACUUUUGUUUCCAGGGUUCGCAUAAACCCGCAUUUUUCCGUAAAAACUCACUGCAAUGCAAAAAAAAAUGUUUUUUGUGGGGGUUUCUGCAAUUUUGCUAAAACUGUCCCUCGUCCCGCUGCAGGUUGUCCCUGUCCCGAAAUAAAAAAUUCGUCCCGUCCCUCAGGGAAUCCCUCAGGUACUGGACAGGAAUGCCGUAAUCCCUGUCCCUGGUCCCCUCUCUAGACCUAAAUAAACGAAGAUUACGCCGCUACUUUAAAGCCUUUGCAGAGAACCGAGAGCAAAUCGUAAUGAUCGCUUUCUUUUGAUACAUCCUUCCCUUCAUCACACUACGCCAACAUCUGUUUGUACAGCAAACAACAAUCAAGAAUAUUGGGAUUCAAAUAUUGUACUGGGUUGAGACGGUUCCAGGGGUAUGCAUACUGGCAAAUAUUUUUCUCACAAGCAAUUGAAUGACUGCAUUUGCUAUUUUCAAGAACAAAAUUUGUGCAAUUAAUUUAUGAGCCGGCCAGAAGGUGGAAAAGUCAAAACUCUUGACUUCUUCAACACUGGCCGAGCGCAUUUCUAUUCAUUUAACUAUGUAAUACCGUGUUUUAGCAUUACUACGGACUAUAAUUUAGGACAAAGUCUGAUAUUUUUUCAACUAAAGGUGCUACGAAACUUAUUGCUCAGGCACUCUUUACAUAGUAAAAUCAAUGUAAAUGCGUUCACCACUUAUGCUUGGUGACACAUUUUCAAUACAUCUUCCAAAUAAGUCUUCCCUAAAGCUGGAUGUAUUCAAAGCUAUUCAACGAUAUCAAUGGGACUAACAUGCAAUAAUCAACGUUGUAAGACUAUCAUGUGUUGCUGGCAUCGCGCAAAAUCAAGUUCGUCGUGAACGCUUGCUUUACUUCUUGAAUUGACUGAUAAAUAUUGAUGUUUUAGAAUAUUGUAGGAGCCACCUUUUCCCCCACUAUCACCUUAUGAAUAACGCGACCCCUCUGUGCGCUAUAGUAUAAACCUAAAUUCUUUUAUGAGCAGGCCUGAGUAAUUCAUUAUUCAGCAGAUAGUGUAAAAGGGUUGCUUUUUAUAAUCGCGUUAAUCUUGUCGUCUCGCAGUACACUUGAUUUUGCGUCAUGCCAGCAAUAUAAUACACGCACCUGUUAAUAGAGAACAAUGGAGUAUUUUAUAAUAUAUUUCUCUACAACAAAUUAAA
Molecule: messenger RNA, 4760 nt
Organism: Cloeon dipterum
Lineage: Eukaryota; Metazoa; Arthropoda; Insecta; Ephemeroptera; Baetidae
Product: transcriptional regulator ovo-like
Exons: 7
Coding region: 125-2359 (744 amino acids)
Biological process (GO): regulation of transcription by RNA polymerase II; epidermal cell differentiation
Cellular component (GO): nucleus
Molecular function (GO): DNA-binding transcription factor activity, RNA polymerase II-specific; RNA polymerase II cis-regulatory region sequence-specific DNA binding
Source: RefSeq, a predicted model, not a curated record